AUGAAGGUUUCCUGGUUGGGAUUGUCCCUCCUUUCACUGUUGGCCGUGCCUACAGUUGCCGCGCCCUCGGAGUCGGAGACAAAGGUUGGCAACCGACUGGAAAAACGGCGGAAUAAUCGUGGAGUCGAUGCUGAGGAGCCCUCGAUCUUUAAUGGUCUCGACGUCCCGCCGUUGCUUCAGUUGACACCCGACAACUACGAGGAGCUUACCAAAGAUGGAACUUGGCUCGUCAAGCACUAUUCACCAUCGUGCGCCCACUGCAGAAAGGCGGCGCCUGCCUAUCAGACCACAUAUGAAUAUUACUAUACUUCUAAUCCCAUUUCUCCCUCAUCCGCCAAAUCCCCCGACCCGAAGUCUCUGAAUGGUUUCACUAAAUACUACAACUUCCACUUCGCCUCCAUGAAUUGUCUGGCCCACGGAGACUUGUGCGAGAAACUCGGUAUCGGCGCUUGGCCGACCUUUGCGUUUUACGAGGAUGGUGCCCAGAAAGACAAGUAUGUUGGCGCCAAGUCGGUCGCGGAUCUGAGCAAGUUGAUCGAAGAGAAGCUCGAGGCGGUCAGGCCUGGCUCUCGUCCCCCGCAGGGUAUCAAAUUGCCCGAGGUUGGCGCAUCUGGCGUCGACCCAUCCGCCGAGCCCGAUUCUCCCAUUGCCGAAGAUAAGGAUUCCAAGGCCGGCACGCUGGCUGGCGAGCAGCACAACGACCUGGUUGCCCAGAAGUCGACGGAUGCGCCCGAUGCCGUGGUGAGCAGCGAGCCGGGUAGCGCUGUCACUGUGAAAGCGAAGCACAACGGACCUCCCCCUAACCCGCAAGGCAUUUCCGUUCCUCUCACUGCCGAAAGCUUCCAGAAGCUUGUGACUACGACCCAAGAUCCGUGGUUCAUCAAGUUCUACUCUCCCAUGUGCGGACACUGUCAAGCCAUGGCUCCUAACUGGAAGGAGAUGGCGAAGGAGAUGACGGAUAUUCUGAACAUUGGUGAAGUAAACUGUGAUGUCGAGACUCGCCUGUGUGCGGAUGCUCGAGUUGACGCUUACCCCACAAUCUACUUCUUCCGUGGCGGUCAGAGAGUUGAGUAUACUGGUCUGCGUGGCCUUGGCGACCUGCUUUCAUACACCAAGAAGGCUGUUGGCCCUGGAUCUGAGAUUGAGGACGUUGAUGCGGCUACUUUCAAAGAGUUGGAAGAGACCGAGGAGGUUCUUUUCUUGUACUUCUAUGACCAUGCGACCACCUCGGAGGACUUCCGGGCUAUGGAGCGCCUGACUCUUAGCCUCGUGGGCCAUGCUCGGAUCGUCAAGACUAGCAGCGCCGCCCUCGCUGAGCGAUUCAAGAUCUCCACUUGGCCUCGUCUCCUGGUUGUCCGUGAUGGUCGGCCCAACUACUACAAUGCUCUUGCCCCCAAGGAUAUGAGAGAUUUCCGCCAAAUGCUAUCCUGGAUGCAGACUGUCUGGCUGCCAAUUGUCCCCGAGCUCACGGCUUCGAACGCCCGGGAGAUCAUGGAUGGCAAGUUUGUCGUGCUUGGUAUUCUCAGCCGCCGCCGCUCCGACGAUUUCAAGCAGUCGAAGCGCGAAUUGAAGGAAGCUGCCUUUGAGUGGAUGGACAAGCAGAUUCAGCUGUUCCGCCUUGAGCGCUCGGAGCUUCGUGAUGCCAAGCAGCUGCGUAUUGAGGAAGCUGACGACCGCAAUGACCAGCGCGCUUUACGGGCUGCGAAGAAUAUGCGCAUCACCAUUCGUGAGGACGACAAGAAACCCGUCGCAUUUGCCUGGGUUGAUGGCGACUUCUGGGAGCGCUGGCUGCGUACCACCUAUGGUAUUGAUGUGGAACAGGGUGAUCGUGUGAUCAUCAACGACGAAGAUAACCGUCGUUACUGGGAUACUGCUUCUAGCGGAGCUACUAUUAUGGCCUCUCGUACCUCCAUCCUCGAAACCAUCCCUCUCGUCAUCGCAUCCCCACCCAAACUGUCCCCCAAGUCUACUAUCGGCACCUUCGAGACUUUCUUCUUCUUCACCCGCUCCUUCCUCACCAGCCACCCCAUUCUCUUCUUUGUUUUCCUGGGCAUUACCGUUGCCGUUGUCACUAUCGUCGGGCGUGGGCGCCUCUUGCGCCGCGUCACUCGUGGCGGUAUUAUCGGCAACGCGAAUGGCGGCGGUGGCUUCUUCCACCUGGACGGCAAGGAGGGAUUCCUGAAUGGAGGCUCGACCGGCAAGGUCGAUUAA
Penicillium daleae is the source of this 2211-nucleotide messenger RNA. RefSeq names its product putative disulfide isomerase. NCBI's taxonomy places the organism in Eukaryota, Fungi, Ascomycota, Eurotiomycetes, Eurotiales, Aspergillaceae. The transcript has 4 exons. The coding region runs from base 1 to 2211 and encodes 736 amino acids. The record is from RefSeq and is a predicted model, not a curated record. Gene Ontology annotation, molecular function: protein disulfide isomerase activity. Gene Ontology annotation, cellular component: endoplasmic reticulum.